AUGAAGUAUAAGGAAUCCAGCCAAUGCGAUCGCUGGGUGUUCACAAACGAGCAGCUGGCUGAGCUGCGGGGGGCCAAGCUAGAGAGCACCCUGCGGGUCUUGACACAGGUGCUUUUGCGGAGGCGGUGGGUCAGAGACCUUGCCCCGCCCUCCCUGGAGGAGCAGGAGCUGCUGCUGCGGUACUACGGCUCCAAGCUGCAGGCCAUCUGCGCCGAGCUGAAGCUGCCGCGCAAGGUGCUCGGCACCUGCGUCACCUUCCUCAAGCGCAUGUACGUGCACAGCUGCGUGCUGGAGGUGGACCCCCAGACCAUCUUCCUGACCUGCCUCUACCUGGCGUGUAAGACGGAGGAGAGCUACAUCUCGGCCGCUGAGCUGGGGCGCUUGUCAGGCAUGCGGGCCGAGAUUGUGCUGGGGACAGAGCUGACCCUGCUUCAGGGCCUGAAGUUCGACCUGAUUGUCUUCUCGCCCUUCAACGCCAUAGAGGGCUUCAUGCAGGCUGGUAUCAAGAUCCAAAACCCUGCGGCUCUUGUGCUGUCGCCCGACGAGCAGCCGGAGGAGACGGUCCACAAGCUGGCUGCCGUGCUCAGAUCCAUCGAUGAGCUGGGGGCACUGGGCUCAGCGACACUCGACCUGGAGGAAAUUGCAGCGAUCGAUCGCAGGGUGAAGGCCUGCCGCGCCGUCCUGAGCGAGACCAGCCGCAAGGCCGCCAAGGGCAAACCAUCUGGCAAGAGCGGCACAAAGGAAGCGAUCGCUGCAAAGGCUUGA
Auxenochlorella protothecoides is the source of this 765-nucleotide messenger RNA. Its product is annotated as Cyclin-H1-1. The coding region runs from base 1 to 765 and encodes 254 amino acids. Gene Ontology annotation, biological process: regulation of transcription by RNA polymerase II; regulation of cyclin-dependent protein serine/threonine kinase activity. Gene Ontology annotation, molecular function: cyclin-dependent protein serine/threonine kinase regulator activity. NCBI's taxonomy places the organism in Eukaryota, Viridiplantae, Chlorophyta, Trebouxiophyceae, Chlorellales, Chlorellaceae. Gene Ontology annotation, cellular component: transcription factor TFIIK complex; nucleus. The record is from RefSeq and is a predicted model, not a curated record. The transcript has 6 exons.